Messenger RNA from Zeugodacus cucurbitae (melon fly), 4412 nucleotides. Its product is annotated as protein sister of odd and bowel. The transcript has 3 exons. Gene Ontology annotation, biological process: regulation of DNA-templated transcription. Gene Ontology annotation, molecular function: DNA-binding transcription factor activity, RNA polymerase II-specific; RNA polymerase II cis-regulatory region sequence-specific DNA binding. Lineage: Eukaryota; Metazoa; Arthropoda; Insecta; Diptera; Tephritidae. The record is from RefSeq and is a predicted model, not a curated record. The coding region runs from base 799 to 3129 and encodes 776 amino acids.
AGAAAAACACAAUCGUAUAGCAUAAAACAUUAACAAUUGUGUGAAUAAGAGGCGCUGAAAGACGACGACGCAGCAGUUGAAAAGAGAACGCUCCAAACGGUAGACUACGAAGUAUGUAAAAAGCAAACAAACAGCACAAACGCAAUGAAGCAUAAGUAGUGAUAGCAAGUAGUGGCUGAUGUAGCUGUCAUAUUAACGGGAGUAAAAAACUGGCUGGCCAACUAUUUAGCGUGAUUUAAAAGCAAAUGCAACAGAAGAACAGAAAGCAAUUAUAUGACAACGAAAUUGUACGCCAGCUAAUGAAUCACACGACUUACCAUCCACUGGCCGCAUUACUCAUACAACAAAAACUUUGAGAGAAACAUUUUCAAGCAAAUUCAGCUCAUUUAAUAUAAAAAUAAAAACAAAUACAAGCAAUAUAAACUUAUAAAAAAUAACGAAAAGCAACAACAACAAUUCUGUGUAAAACAAAAUUACGUCAACGAUACAACGAAGCAAUACUCAAAACUGUGAGCAAAACAAAAGCAAAAAAACAUCAAGUAAACAAAAAGAAGAAAAAAAUUAAAAAUUUAGAUUUAGCAUACAACAUUGAAAUUAAAAAGCAUUAGAAGCGUUAAAAACGUUGGAAAAUUAUACAAUUAACAAUUAAUAGCAAAUUCACGCUUAUCAAAUAAGUAUUUGGCAAUUACGAAACCAGAGAAUAACGCAGAAGAAAGCGAUUGAGAGAGCAAUUUUAAGUGAGUAACAACGAGUUCGGACCUCCCACUUGAAUGGUGCAAAGCGAACUUCUCCAACAAAAUGUCCGUCGAUUGCAUGCGACCAACGAGUAAUAAGAUCGUCAUCACACCCGGUGCAACACUGUGCUAUGCAACGAACCCGUCAGCACGAGCACGUAACACAAUACGACAGCAGACAACGACGGCGGUGAGAUCAACGCGACCACAAGCAAAUACAACAAUAUGCAAGGGCAAAGCAUUGGCCACGGUGAAGCCAACAACACCACUUCCGAAACAACAAUCGACGAUUGUGGUGGUUAGAAAGCCUGCAGUAAGCGCGUCGGCACAAGCCACACCACCACCAUUACAGCCGAAAACGAAAUAUGCAUCGCUUGUGCCGUUAUCGCGCAGCACCACCAAGCGCAUACGCAAUGGCGGCAAUCAGAAGUCGACAAAGGAUCGCAUUCACAUAGAGUUCGAGGAAGCAACAAGUGAUUUGGAGGUAUGCAAACGGCUUGAGUGGUCGGCCGCACAAUCGUUAGUCGAAAUGAAUGCGAAAGAGAAACAGCGACGCAGUGCUGCAGCAGUACAGGCGAUUAUUGAGCGGAAGCCAUUGACAUCGGUGGCGACUCAAGAUGUAACAAUAGUGCAGACACCAAUCAAUGGCGCGGUUUGGAGUGAAGCAAACUCGCACAACAAUGGUAAGUAUACCAACAGAGUGGAACAGCGACGCAAUGUGGUCAAGUGGAAUGCCAGAAAUAACAGCAACAACAACAAAACGUCUACUAAUGAAACCACUUCCGGAAAAUGUGCGGCACCAUUAACAACUAUCGGUGGUGGACGCUCACCAGCGGAAGAUGGCAAAGUCAUAUUCUAUGCACCACCAGCCGGUGGACUGAACGCCAAUCAAACUUCCACUCAGGCGCCAACAUUCACGAUCAAACAAGAACCAACAUUGCCGGCGUUUUAUCGCGAACGCAGUAUCGAGGAGACCGAAGCCGCCCACGAUCUACUCUCACUAUCACAAAGUCUACCGCCACUAACACCGCCUUGUGUCGUCACCAUACUACAUCAGCAGGAGGCGUCGACUAACCGCAAUCACAACAACCCAAACACCAAUACCAACAACAAUAACAACAUCAGCACAAUACAACACCAAGCUCACUAUCAGCCACAGAUACAACCAGCCACAGGCAUCAUGCAUGAAAUAUCCAGUGCUUCCAAACAGCAAAGAGCCGCCGCAGUGUCACAAUCGCAGUCGCCAACACAACCACAAUCACAACAGCAACAACAUCAACUAGCACCACCACCACUCUGUGCGGCAACAAUUAAUGCGGAUAACUUUACUAUAUUCACGGUGGAAGAGAUCCAUGCGGCAGCACAACGACCAGCAACACACGGACAGGGUCCGCCGAAGAUACGUUACAUCAGCAGCGGCAGCAGCAGCUCAUACGAUAGUCACGCAGGCGCAAAUACACCAGACAACUCGGAGAACUGUUCGCCGCUAACGCCACCAAAUUCCGAUCACUCAUCCGACAUAGACAUUGAUAUGUCCUCCUCAUCGGAGUCGGGUCAUUCCAAUUCGAACUAUCAACCAACGCUGAAGCUGUGGAUCGACGAGCCGACGGCCGCGUACAAAAUGCGACGCACUUCCGCCAACGCAAUGGCAAUUGAUGAGAUGAUCGAUGCUAAGACCAGUCACAAUGCCGCCAAGCUGGGCCUUAAUAUAUUGGAUGGACGCACCAAGGCGAGUCGUUGCAACAAGGAGCCAAUCGAAAUGCACACAACCGGCAACUACGGUGCGAAUGCCACGGACACGGAAGCGUAUGUGAAGAAGAAACGCGGCAGCUACAAGUGCUCCGAAUGUGGCAAACAGUAUGCCACUUCGAGUAAUCUCUCGCGUCACAAGCAAACGCAUCGCUCGCUCGACUCGCAAUCGGCAAAGAAAUGCAACACUUGCGGCAAGGCUUACGUCUCCAUGCCCGCACUGGCCAUGCAUCUACUCACGCACAAACUCUCGCACAGCUGUGACAUCUGUGGCAAGCUCUUCUCACGCCCUUGGCUACUGCAGGGCCAUCUACGUUCGCAUACCGGUGAGAAGCCGUAUGCGUGCUCACAUUGCGGCAAAGCUUUCGCCGAUCGCUCCAAUUUGCGUGCCCAUAUGCAGACGCAUUCGAUUGACAAGAACUUCGAAUGCAAACGCUGUCACAAGACGUUCGCACUGAAGUCGUACCUAAACAAGCAUCUGGAGUCGUCAUGUCUCAAGGAUAUGAUGGGUAUGUCCAGCGAAGAGGCGGCUGAAUUUUACGGUGGACAAGUUGAAGGCGAUGGUGAAGGUGAUGGUGAGGGCGAGUGUGAAUCAACAACAGCGCAGAGUAGUGAUGAGAAUGAUGAGGAUAUAGUCGUAGCAUAGAGGCUGAUGGAGGGAGACAACAAUGUAAGAAAGCAGCAAUUAUAAGAAUAUGUGCCAGGGUAAGUGCAAAAGCUUAGUAGUGAUGUGAAAGUUUCUUCUAAAUGCGUAAGCUUUUUUUCUAAUAUGAAAGCUCUUCCAAAAAAGAGGAAAGCUUAAAAUUUUACCAACUGCUAUUGUAAAAUAUAAAAAGAAAAAUUUGUAAAAGUAGUUUUUUCUAUAGUAAGAAGUUCGAUAGUUAAAGCAAAAGUAGAGAAAAGUAAAACAAGAAGUCGAAGAAGUGGAUGAGACGUGAAAGCUAAAGUGAAAGCUGUAGAUUUUUUUCGCAAAACAAAAAAAAAACGCAAUUAAACAACAAUACAAAACCUACCAACUUUAAGUAAAAAUCCCAUGCAACGAAUAUUAUGGAACAUAAGUAGAAAUUCUAUAUAUACAUACAUAUAUAUAUAUAUACAACAAAAUUAUUAUAAUUAUUAUUAUUAUUGAGAUUAUUAUGAGGCAAAUAUUAUUAGGAUUUAUUGAUAAGAAAAAUUUAAAUUUAAAUUAGAAAGUGUGUUAUGUUGGCACAUGAGGCAAGUGAACAUUUGAUAUAUUCGUAGUGAAAAUUACAAAACCAAAAAAAAAAACAACACAAACAAUUAUAUAAGUAAGUAAACAAAGCAAAAGUAGAAAAAAAACAGUGAGUAGCGCCAUCUAGUCAAAGAAAGUGAAAGAUUUAGCAAAAUUUCACUCUUCAAGCAAGCAAGCAAGUAUGCACUUUAAGUGCGCUCAAUCGAGCUGAGCGUGUAGCCAAGCGUGGUUUAUUUGAGAUUAGGAAGUUCUGCGUUUAAGAUCAAAGCCAUACAUAGGCAUGUUUUAUAUAAAACGAAAUACAUAGUUAAAUAUGUAUGUGUGCUCUCAUGUUUAUACAAUAUACAUACACACAUUUAUAUAUAUAAAUAUAUUAUAUAUAUAAUAUAUUAGUAAUAGCAGACAUUGAGCAGCAGUUGAUAUUUUUUUAGAGUAUUUCAUAUACAUAUAUUUUAAUUGAUUAAGUGAAAUAUUAAAAGAAGAAUGGCGGACAAUUUAACAAGUAUAAAAUUACAUUCAAUUCAAAUAUUCUUGAAGUAAUGCAUUAUAACGGUAAUAUACUUAGUAUAGUAAUUUACAACACUAAUACUUGCAUACAAUUUCGAAAACCAAAAGAUCUCAAACUAAUUAGGAUGAUUUAAUGAUUUGUCGAUAAACUGGCGUAAAUUUGUUUUACAAUUUAUUUAAAUAUAUUUAUUUUAUUUAUAUUUUUUAUA